AUGACUUCCGUUGAGCAGAAGAGUGAAGAUGACCAGGUUGAAACAGAUAAUCCUAGCAACAGCUCACUUCUUUCCCCUCCUUUAGCUUAUAAAGCUCGUAUAAGAUUUAACUCUUCUAAGACGCCCACUUUUGAAGGAAUUGACGAGGAAAAUGAAGACUUAUCUAGUAAUUCAAGUGUUGACGCAGUCGUAAAAGAAUCAAACCACAAUAACUCUAAGACAGAUGAAACUGAUGCGAAAUCACUCAAAUCCAUAGAUCAGACUGAACCAGAAACUCCGAAAAGAAAUAAGCGUAUAUCGGAAAGUAGUUCUGAAGACGUAGAAGUAAAUCAAAGAUCAAUUCUGAAGACAGCUAACAAGAAUCGGCCUACUCUCGGCCGGCAUUUAUCAUUUGACUCUCAACUUCCAAAUAAUACAAUAGGAUCUCAACCCAAUAUUUCUAUAAAAGCAGAAGACGACAAAGAUGCCGUCGACAAAUAUUAUGAAAGGAAUAACUAUACAAUUACAGGUAUUUAUGAGAAGAACCAAGAUACUUUUCGUAACCUACCUGACUAUCUACGACGUGAACAGAACCGUCGUCAAUCAACCAGUCAGAAGAGCAUGAGUCGAUGUAGCUAUGCAAAACCUGAGCCAAUUAGUGGUUAUCACGCAAAAAAACGAUUUCGCAAAUCGUUCUAUUUCCUUCUGCACAAUCGAAAGCGAAUAGGCUUUCGACAUAUGUUCCUGUUGAUGGCUGUUCUUGCAUAUACCAUAUUUGGUGGUUUCGUAUUUUAUUAUAUUGAAGGAAGAAACGAAUUAGAGACGGUCACAGCUCGAAAAGCUUAUCUGGAUGAUACAAUUAUGAAAAUGGCAUCAGAAAUGACAGAUCGUAUCAAUGAUCCUUUGAUAUUCGUAAACGACACAUUAAUGGAGGAAUAUUUACGAUCUGCUUAUAUUAAAUUAUUAUCACUCGAAUCAGCUUAUGAAGGAAGUACUUUGUAUAAGGCGGAAGAUCCCGAAAACAACUUCAAGUGGACUUUUGCCAGUGCAUUCUUCUUUUCAAUGAAUGUAUAUACUACAACAGGAUAUGGGUCAAUUGCUCCUACAACUACAGAAGGAAAAGUUUGUACAAUAAUAUAUGGUUUUAUUUUUGUGCCAUUAACAUUGGUAGUGAUUAGGGAUCUUGGUCAGCUGGCACUUGUUUAUUGUACAAAGAUAUAUGCAAUUAUAAUUUUUAAACUCAAAACUGCCCGCGGAUAUGCUGACGGCAAAGACGACGACAUUAUUUCUUUGCCAAUCAAAUUUUGUCUUUCAAUAUUGGCAGGUUAUUUAAUGUUUGCUUCGUUAUUCGUUUAUGAAUAUGAUGCGUUGUCUGGUCCACCUGGUUCUGGAAUUGAUUUCUUCAACUCAUUUUAUUUUUCAUUCAUAUCAAUCACAACAAUUGGCUUAGGUGAUAUAAUGCCAAACAAUGUGCCGUUUACACCAUUAAUAUCAAUCAUAUUCUUUCUUGGAUUACCGUUGAUGAAAGUCGUCAACAGAGUCACAUACGUUUGUCUUGAAAACGGAGUGUUUGCCACUAUGACUGUAAUGGAAAAUAGGCUUGAUCAACUGCUUGGAAAUGAUACUUCUAUUCAGCUUGAUGCAGAGAGAGGAAGAGUUAGUCGAGCACCGUCUAUUCAAGUUCAACAACCAGCCGCAGAUGGUAGAAGUUCAGCUAGUGGUUUACAAGAUGGAGGAGCUGACUCAUCCGAUAAUGAGGGAGAAAUACCAAAUGAAUGGAUUAACAACUUUACAAUUCGCUCAAUUGCGACAUUUAUGCGAUCAAGUGGUGAUGUAUACGGAGGAGGAUUUGGCCGUGUUAAUCUACGUCGUGCUGAUAUCCUUCCAUGCAAUAAUCAAGAUACUGUUCGAUCAUCUAUACAGUAA
Messenger RNA from Auanema sp. JU1783, 1905 nucleotides. Lineage: Eukaryota; Metazoa; Nematoda; Chromadorea; Rhabditida; Rhabditidae. The record is from the annotation of a GenBank genome assembly.